AUGCUACUGGAACUGCAUGGAGUAUUUGAAACCAACAGCACUUUUGAAUAUGAAGACUAUGAGUAUAAGGAAGAUUGCAUCACAAGAAGUUCCUCUCGCUCCAUCGCUGUCUUCCUUUCAAUCCUGUACGCUGUCGAACUGGUGCUGGGGCUGCUUGGUAACGUGUUGGUGCUGGUGGUUCUGGUCCAGAAAAGGAGGACAUGGAGUGUAUUGGAAAACUUUAUGCUGCACCUGAGCUUGGCCAAUUUGCUUCUUCUCAUUACUGUGCCACUAUGGGCUUUGGAUGCUGUGAACAGCUGGAGGUUAACUGGACUUUGCAAGCUGGCUGGAGCGAUAUUUAAGAUUAGCCUCUACUCCAGCAUUUUUCUGCUGGCCUGCUUCAGUCUGAAUCUCUACCUUUCUGUCAUUCACAACAUAAAGAUGUACUCACGACAGAAACUCAACCUGGUUAACCUCAGCAUCCUGGCUGUCUGGACCCUCUCUCUUCUUCUCUCAGUCCCUGACUGGCUCUACCUGCAAGCUACAAUCAACUCUGCUGGGGAUAAUACAGAAUGUGUACACAUGUAUCCAUCUGCAGCAUCACGUGUGGCGUCGCGUGUGAUUUAUCACCUGCUGGGCUUUUUACUUCCAACCAUCGUGCUGCUUUAUAGCCACUCGUGCAUACUGCUACAUAGUGAGUCUGAGGGGGUCCAGAAGCAAAGGCGUGUUCAAAAAGGGAGGUUCAUGUGCUUCAUCCGCAUCCUACUACUGGUCUUCUGUAUCAGCUGGAUACCCUACAAUGUUGCUUUACUGGUGAACACCAUCAGAGUGUCACCAAGUGAUUCUACCAGUGAUUGUGUGGAAGGCGUGUGGACUGCAGUAAAAAUCACAGGGAUUAUGGGAUGCCUCCACUCUUGUAUUAACCCACUGAUCUACUUCAGCUUUUCUGAUAAAUUUCGGCACUCUGUGUUGACCAUUAUAAGGUGUGGUGGUUGUGCUGUGGAUAGUGAGGAUUUGUUUCCAUGUGAAUCUAGAGAGAUGAACAAAGAUACUUCUGCACCAAAGGAAGAGAAAGAAUCUCUGAAUAUCUGUCUGACUGACAUUAACCAGACUGUUACAACACAGCAGAAAGAUGAAGUUAUCUGAUCACGGAAUACUGAAGUGGAAUUGUAGGUCAAAUGUAGGACAAAUGAUGCACUUUAAAAAAUCCAUUUUAGGAUUGCAAAUAUUUUUGAACCCCGUUAUGACUGGUUUAAAGCCGAACAUUCACGUUAUUGU
Messenger RNA from Trichomycterus rosablanca, 1257 nucleotides. Its product is annotated as C-X-C chemokine receptor type 3-like. Lineage: Eukaryota; Metazoa; Chordata; Actinopteri; Siluriformes; Trichomycteridae. Gene Ontology annotation, biological process: positive regulation of cytosolic calcium ion concentration; cell chemotaxis; calcium-mediated signaling. Gene Ontology annotation, cellular component: external side of plasma membrane; membrane. Gene Ontology annotation, molecular function: C-C chemokine binding; C-C chemokine receptor activity. The record is from RefSeq and is a predicted model, not a curated record. The transcript is spliced from 2 exons. The coding region runs from base 1 to 1125 and encodes 374 amino acids.